CUGGACGCCAACGCCAUUUACGUUUUGGAAACCUUUUUUUGCCAAAAGAAUUCGAAUAAUAAGCCUAAUAAAACAGUGCGAAUAUGUUGGCACUCAUAAACAGAAUCCUCGACUGGUUCAAGAGCAUCUUCUGGAAAGAGGAGAUGGAACUGACGCUGGUGGGACUGCAGUUCUCGGGGAAGACAACGUUCGUCAAUGUUAUUGCAUCCGGCCAAUUUGCUGAGGAUAUGAUACCCACAGUGGGCUUCAACAUGCGAAAAAUAACCCGAGGCAAUGUAACCAUCAAGGUCUGGGAUAUUGGCGGCCAGCCCCGUUUCCGUUCCAUGUGGGAGCGGUAUUGUCGCGGUGUCAAUGCAAUUGUCUAUAUGGUGGAUGCGGCUGAUCUGGAUAAGCUGGAGGCCUCGAGGAACGAGCUGCACUCGCUGUUGGACAAGCCGCAGCUGGCCGGCAUUCCAGUGCUCGUGUUGGGCAACAAACGUGAUCUUCCAGGAGCGCUCGACGAGACUGGCCUCAUUGAGCGAAUGAAUCUAUCGAGCAUACAGGACCGUGAAAUAUGCUGUUACAGUAUUUCGUGUAAGGAAAAGGACAACAUUGACAUAACGCUGCAGUGGUUAAUUCAACAUUCGAAAAGCCAAAGUCGUUAGAUAACUAAACUAACAACCCACACACAAACACAAACACACACCCACUACCCACACAAAACACACAAACACACACACAUAAACAUAGGCCCUGUAUCUCACACGGAACAACUAUAUACAUUUAUACAAAAAUCUAUAUAUUAAUGAUUUGCAGCGUGAUGAGGGAAUGAGAAAUGAUUUUGAGUAGUGAAUCGAAGAAGAAAUCUAAACUUAUACGCAGUACUAAGCAAUGCCUUGAUGAUCCAACUGUUUUGUACGAAUGUCUGCAUACACAUACACAUGUCCUUGUACUUGUCCUUCUUACACUGUGUUCUUCCUGUCGGAAUUCUAGGGCGUAGAGUCGCGGCAGAGUCUGUCUCGGUGCUUGUUUGUCUCGAAAAUCGAAUGAUGUUUAAACGAACUCUGUGUAAAUCGUUAGUACUGUUAGUUAAUCCACAAGCAAACACACACACACACACACACGCAUAAACUAUGUACUCCAUUCUGGCGUGAUCGAGCGCAACUCUCUUCAAUCCCUCAAUCGCCAUGUGCCUGUCGCUGGCAUCUCUACCGAUUUCGUUGUCUGUGUCCACUUUUAGUUAGACUUAUGUUUAGCGUUUAUUGGUGUGAUUAUAUAAAUAUUAUUAUUAUUUUUUAUAAUUUUUAUAUAAAAAAUAUAACUUUACAAUUCGCUUAUUAUUUAUGAACUGAAUUUUUGCUUAGCGAAAAAAAACACAAAACACAAAAAGGAAAACUACAACUGAAACAGAAAAGAAGUAAAUAGCAGAGGAUAAACUAAAAUUAUUAUUAAAGCGUUUUAAACUAAAUAUAAACCUUAAUGUACGUGAAAUCAACUAAAGUAUGAAAAAAGUCAUAGCUAAAGAAAUUCGAAUGCUGUAGCCCCCCUCUGAAAAGAAAGUUCAUUGUAAGAUAUGCAAAAAAGAAAAAAAGAAAUAAAUUGUUGAGUUUUACUAGUAGCAGCAGUCAAACCCAAAUCCAUAUCCAAAUCCAAAACCGAAACCAAAUCGAAAGUCCUUAAGCCUUGUCACGCUUCUUUUGUAUACUCAUUAACAUUCACCUAGCUAAUUACGAUAAUUUAUAUGAAACAGUUAUGCAAAUUAUAAGCUACUCGUACAAUAACCAAAUUGAAUAAUGAAACAAACAAAAAAAAACCAAACUGGAA
This is a messenger RNA of Drosophila subobscura, 1803 nucleotides long. RefSeq names its product ADP-ribosylation factor-like protein 8 (gene Arl8). Gene Ontology annotation, molecular function: GTP binding; GTPase activity. Gene Ontology annotation, cellular component: lysosomal membrane. The transcript is spliced from 4 exons. Gene Ontology annotation, biological process: protein transport; anterograde axonal transport. NCBI's taxonomy places the organism in Eukaryota, Metazoa, Arthropoda, Insecta, Diptera, Drosophilidae. Bases 84 to 644 code for a protein of 186 amino acids. The record is from RefSeq and is a predicted model, not a curated record.